Mytilinidion resinicola is the source of this 1155-nucleotide messenger RNA. Its product is annotated as alpha-ketoglutarate-dependent taurine dioxygenase. Gene Ontology annotation, molecular function: 2-oxoglutarate-dependent dioxygenase activity. The record is from RefSeq and is a predicted model, not a curated record. Bases 1 to 1155 code for a protein of 384 amino acids. Gene Ontology annotation, cellular component: cytoplasm. The transcript has 4 exons. NCBI's taxonomy places the organism in Eukaryota, Fungi, Ascomycota, Dothideomycetes, Mytilinidiales, Mytilinidiaceae.
AUGGCUCCCGCUCUCAUCGAAACCCCCCAAUUGCCCGUUCGCUCCGCGAGCAAGGUGGUGGCGUCUGGAGGGCUUGCCGACUACAAGGAAGCGUUCUCGUCGGGCCCGAAAGUGUUCAAUAGUGAGGCUGAGACCAAGGGAACCGCGAAGCAGCCUCCUGCGAAAUACCCAAACUACUUGCCGGUCUGGGACCUCGAGAAAAACCGUCCCAGAUACGAGCCCCUGCAACCGUUCACGCACAAGGAGCAUGGCAAAGACGCCGAUCCUACCUUCCCGAACCUGCUCCAAAAUGCCAAGGUGUCAGAACUUACAUCCAACAUCGGCGCAGAAGUCGAAGGUGUUCAAUUGAGCAAGCUGUCUGACAAAGGGAAAGAUGAGCUGGCGUUGUUCGUGGCCCAAAAGAAGGUCGUUGCAUUCCGAAACCAAGACUUCGCCGAUCUGCCGAUUCAAGAUGCUCUAAAUUACGGAGGUUACUUCGGACGCCACCAUAUCCAUCCUACAUCAGGUGCUCCCAAAGGCUUCCCUGAGGUUCACCUGGUCCACCGUGGGGCGGAAGACACAACUGCGCGCGACUUCUUCGAGACGAGGACUAAUUCGGUCGCCUGGCAUUCGGACGUCACAUACGAAGAGCAGCCACCGGGAACUACAUUCUUGUACUUGCUAGACGGACCAGUGGCUGGAGGAGAUACCCUUUUCGUCAACCAGGCCGAGGCGUACAGACGUUUGUCGCCUGAGUUCCAAAGGCGUCUGCACGGCUUGAAGGCAGUACACUCCGGUCAUGAGCAGGCCGAUAAUAGCCGAGGCCGAGGCGGUGCUGUACGACGCGAGCCUGUGGCCAACAUUCACCCGAUCGUACGAACCCACCCAGUGACGGGCGAGAAGGCCCUAUUUGUGAACGCGCAAUUCACCCGCAAGAUUAUCGGAUAUAAGAAGGAAGAAAGCGACUACCUCUUGAACUUCCUCUUUGAUCAUAUCGCAAAGGGACAGGACUUCCAAGCACGAGUGAAAUGGGCUCCUGGGACUGUCGUUGUCUGGGAUAACCGAGUGACGGCUCACUCCGCGCUUUUGGACUGGGACGAUGGACAGCGGAGACAUCUUGCUCGCAUCACACCGCAGGCGGAACGUCCUGAAGAAACUCCGUUUGAAAGCAAGUAG